Oncorhynchus gorbuscha (pink salmon) is the source of this 3369-nucleotide messenger RNA. Its product is annotated as AN1-type zinc finger protein 3-like. Bases 650 to 1270 code for a protein of 206 amino acids. Lineage: Eukaryota; Metazoa; Chordata; Actinopteri; Salmoniformes; Salmonidae. The transcript is spliced from 6 exons. Gene Ontology annotation, molecular function: DNA binding; zinc ion binding. The record is from RefSeq and is a predicted model, not a curated record.
ACAGGUGACGCAAUCUCUAUUGCAAUCCACACUGCCGUCACCCACCUGGAUGAAAGGAAUACCUAUGUAAGAAUUAUGUUCAUAGACGACAGCUCAGCACUCAACACCCAUUGUCCCUUCCAAGCUCAGGACUCUGGGACGGAAGCCAUCCCUUUGCAACCGGAUUCUGGAAUUCCGACGGGCCACCCCUAGGUGGUGAAGGUAGGCGGCAACACAUCUGCCAUGCUGACCAUCAACAUGCGGGCCCCUCAGGAGUGUGUGCUUAGUCCCCUCCUGUAUUCCCUGUUUGCCCACAACUGACUGCAUGGCUGACGACACGACAAUGAUAAGACUGAUCACCAAAGACGAUGAGGUAGCUUAUAGGGAGGUGGUCAGAGACCUGGCAGUGUGGUGCCAAGAUAACAACCUCUCCCACAAUGCCAGCAAGAUAAAGGAGCUGAUCAUGGACUACAGGAAACCACAUCGAUAGGGAUGUAAUGGAGCAUAUCAAGACCAAGUGUCCACAUCACUAAGAAUUUAACAUGGUCCACACAAACCCAAACAAUUGUGAGGGUACGACAGCACGUCUGAGAAAGAAGGCUGAAAAGAUGUGGCAUGGGCCCUCAGAUCUUCAAAGUUCUACAGCUGCACCAUUGAGUCCAGCAAAACCAUGAACCUUUGUUCCAAAUGUUUUACGGACAUUGAGAAGAAGCAGCCAGGCGAGGACUGUGCCCCAGAGCCUGCCCCCAGCUCAUGCAGCUCAAGCAUCAGCCAGUCAGUCAUCUUUUAUAGCGAAUCAAGCAGCAGCAGUAGCCAAUCCCUUUCGUCAGCGCCUGUCAGCUCAGAGGACCCGUUGCCCAGAGACACAAAAGCCACGCCUCUACCUGAACAAGAUGAAGUCUCCAGCACAGACACAGCCCACGGCAUACUGGUAUCCACUCCCACAAAACGGCCCUGCAACUCAGCAUCUGAGUCAGAGAGUGACGCAUCCCCAGAGAAGAGCGCACGGGUGGGCUCCGGUUCUAAGGAGUCGUCAUCUACCAAUGGGGGUCCCAAGCAGAAGGGAAGCCGGCGCUGCCACCAAUGCCAUACCAAACUGGAGCUGGUACAGCAAGAGCUCGGCUCCUGCCGCUGUGGCUAUGUGUUCUGCAUGCUCCACCGGCUGCCCGAGCAGCACAACUGCCUCUUCGACCACCUGGGGCGCGGGCGUGAAGAAGCCGCCCUCAAGAUGGUCAAGCUGGAUCGCAAGGUGGGCCGCUCAUGCCAGCGCAUCGGUGAGGAGUGCACCUGAACCCCCCCCAUCCCCAACCCCGACGAUGAGAGCGAGGAAGAGGAAAGAGACUGCGUCCUAAAUCAUUCAUCUUUAUCCAGAAAUGUGCACUUGUACAGACCCCGUCAUGGAUUUCUUAAAAGUAUAGGAUUGGUGUAAAGCAUUGGUUGCGUUGUUAAAUCAAUGUGAGAAAGUGUGUCAGUGGAGACUUCGGGGAAAGGGUGGCAAAUGGGGACGGAGACAAAUGCUCACUUUAUACUCACUCUUGUCCCCACUGCCACUUUUUGUUGUGACAAUGCUCUUACCUCAAAUAAGCAGACAAAGCACUUCUAGUUUUCGUGCCCUGACAAGGGACUGCUAAAGCCACCUAUCUGUCACUUCCCUGUCUACCAACCUCAUAAUAAAGACCAGAGCCCCCUCAUGUCAUCACUAUCACAGAGUGGGAUGAAGUUACCCCCUAAACAUUGAUCUAAGGUCAGUUUUUAGUUUAGGUCAACCCACUGAUUAAGGGUAUGAUGCAAGGGAGGUUAAGCUGAUCUUAGAUCUGUACCUAAGGAGCACCUACCACCCCAAGACAUCCCUCGAAUCCCUCUCCCUCCACUGUUUUGUGAUUUUGACCUAUGACUUUUGAGCGUGUCACACCCACCACUGCUUCUCAGCCUUAACCCCUCCCAUCUCCAGAUCAGGGACAUCCCUGUUCAGAAAAAACUAAAGCCAUCUGCUGCUUAUUGCAACUGUCCCUAUCAUCAUCACCACCACCUCAGGUUGUGGGAGAAUCCAAUGAGAGGGGUUUACAGGGGGAGAGGCCUGACCUGCCUGCUGCUGUUGACACAGCAGCCAUUUUCUGUAUCUUGGGAGAGAGAACUUCCUUUCUAGACAACAGACACCGAUCGUCCCCUAGUUAGUGGGGUUGGAUUAAAAAUGGAACAGUCUGUCUGUCAGGGAUUUAAUCCAUCUCCCCGAGUGUGUUUCAGUCGCUAUGGAGACGGAUAACACACCCCUUGAGAUUUCCUUUGGCCAUGAUGUUCAUGCUACUACGGGUGCUGGCCAAGGAUAAACUUCUAAGAUGGACACAAAAGCAAAGAGCUGUCACGAGACCUCUAUAUGUGCCUCUAUCGGAAUCUGGUUCUCCCUGCGCACAAACAUACACAAACACUCUUACAUACAGUUCAGCCCACAUGCGCAGAGCACAAGGACAGCUAAGAAAAAUGAAGUGGUACACAUUGGACUGUGCUGAAUUUGUGGAGAACCUUUUGACAAAGUUCUUCAGUGGGACGCUCAUGGUUGUUCAGGUUUUGCUCGAUAUAACCCAUAAUAUCAUAGCCAUGGACUUAAUUUCCCAUUAGCCCCCACUGUUUGAAAUGUUUCUGCGACGCCUCUGUCUCUCGAUGCCAUCCCCGACCCCUCGGUGGGAUUCUAACUCCCUCUUUCUUUCACAGAUUCUCUUCUUCCUGCCCUUGCCCGUCGCACACCACUGUCUUUCUCCUUUCACUCUCUCCAUUCCAUUUCCAGACAGCAUGUCUUGCUCUCACCCACCUUACUCUCCAUUAAUCCUUCCCUCUUUCAUUCUCAUUUCUCCACAGUAUUGAUUUUCUCACUUGCUUGCUCUCUCUCUCUCUCUCUCUCUCUCUCUCUCUCUCUCUCUCUCUCUCUCUCUCUCUCUCUCUCUCUCUCUCUCUCUCUCUCUCUCUCUCUCUCUCUCUCUCUCUCUCUCUCUCUCUCUCUCUCUCUCUCUCUCUCUCUCUCGCACACACACACACACACGCACACGCGCACACGAGUGCACACGCGCGCGCGUACACACCUCUUCUUGCCAAAGAGCGAACACUGAGUGAGAGGUUGGGGCCUGGCCAUAGGUGGGGCUGUGGGGCUACAAGCAGAGCGGGGAGGAAAAAUGUAAUAGAAAUUGAAUUGUCGUAAAAUAAUAUUGUGUAUCUGAAAGAAAACCCCUUAUUUAACCCUCUUUGUUUUUUUGAAUGUUAUUUUACUUACGCAUUAGCAUAGUGCUGCAUUUUUUGUUUGACAUUUGAAGAAAAAAUGGAUAAGAGAAUUCUGUAGCCUUUGUUUUCUUUUGUUCCCUUUUGUUGCUAAAAAAUAAAGUAAUAAACUGGAUGAGAGGA